Messenger RNA from Coregonus clupeaformis (lake whitefish), 1770 nucleotides. RefSeq names its product U3 small nucleolar RNA-interacting protein 2. The record is from RefSeq and is a predicted model, not a curated record. NCBI's taxonomy places the organism in Eukaryota, Metazoa, Chordata, Actinopteri, Salmoniformes, Salmonidae. Gene Ontology annotation, molecular function: protein binding; snoRNA binding. The transcript is spliced from 14 exons. Bases 152 to 1600 code for a protein of 482 amino acids. Gene Ontology annotation, cellular component: small-subunit processome.
GGGUCUGUGGUGUCCAUUCCAGUUUGGUUGAAUAAGAAGAGAGAGAACCCAUGUGGGUCUAAUGUUGAUUUGCGUGGACAAAAUUUGUGCUAACUAGUGCCAAGAUUGACUAACUCUGAAGCACUGUUACAACAAUCUAUAGAAUCGAAUCAUGUCUUUCUUUAUAAAGAAAAAAGGACCUCCAAAGGUUUUCAAAAAGAGCGAGAAUUCAGCCGGUUCAAAACGAAAGAAUGAUGGAGACACGGGAAACAAACUCAAGAAGAAGCUCAAUUCAAAGCACAAUGAAGAAAUCUCCAGCGACUCUGAAACAGAAGGCCCUGCAGUGCACAGAAAAAGGAGGGCCAAUGUCGAAGAAGAGUUUGAUGAGACUCCACAGGAAAAGAAACUACGAUUAGCCAAACUCUACCUUGACCAAUUGAGGGAUGAGGAAGAAAAGAAGGCAGAGGAAGAGUCUUUUGAGACUGACCUGAUAGCUGGAAGACUUCAAGAAGAAGUGCUUGAGCAGAAAGGAAAGCUUCAACGGAUGGUUGCAAAAGAUCUCCUGCCACCAGACACAUCAGAGAUUCGUAUGUUGCGAGGCCACAAGCUGCCAGUCACCUGUCUGGUCAUCUCUCCUGAUGACAAGCAUGUCUUCUCCGCUGCCAAAGACUGCUCCAUCAUCAAAUGGGAUGUAGAGAAUGGUAAGAGACUGCACACAAUAGCUGGUGGGAGGAAAGGAACAGAGGAUCGCCAUGUUGGACAUACAGCCCAUGUCCUGUGUAUGUCCAUAUCAUCGGACGGCAAGUACCUGGCAACGGGUGACAUUAAUAAGUUGAUCAUGAUUUGGGAGGCAGCAACAUGUAAACACCUGUACAAGUUCACAGGACAUAGAGGCCCUGUGUCGGGCCUGUCCUUCAGGAGGGGCACCCAUGACCUGUACAGUGCCUCUCACGACCGCUCCAUCAAGGUGUGGAACGUGGACGAAAACGCCUAUGUGGAAACCCUAUUUGGUCACCAGGAUGUGAUCACGGGGCUGGACAGUGGGAGUCGGGAGCGCUGUGUGACUGCAGGGGGGAGGGACCGCACUGUGAGGGUGUGGAAGAUUGCUGAGGAGUCCCAGCUAGUGUUCCAUGGCCAUGAGGGCUCCAUCGACUGUAUCCAGCUCAUUAAUGAAGAACACAUGAUAACAGGCGCUGAUGAUGGCUCCGUCUCCCUCUGGAGUGUGAACAAGAAGAAGCCCCUCAGCACGGUGAAGGCAGCCCAUGGGCGGCAUGGCGACGUGGGGCUGGAGCAGCCCUACUGGGUGGCAGCCGUGGCAGCUCUGCAGAACUCUGACACUGUAGCCUCAGGUUCACACAACUCUAAGGUGCAGCUAUGGAAGUGUGGCCAGGGGUUCCGUCACCUGGAGCCUCUCUUCAGCAUCCCUGUGACUGGUUUUGUCAACAGUCUGAAGUUCUCCAGCUCUGGAAAGUUCCUGGUGGCAGGAGUGGGACAGGAGCACAGGCUUGGUCGGUGGUGGAGACUGAAGGAAGCGAAGAACGGACUCUAUAUUAUUCCUCUGAAAAGACAACAGCCAGAGCAGGAAGAGGUCCAGAAUGGAGACGAGAAUGGGUGUAGCUGAUCUAUGUAUGCCUUAGCCUGUGUAUGAACAUUUAUUUAGAUUUUGUAAAUUAAAUUCUUUACACAAAUGCUAUUUGUAUUACCUAUCAGUUAACUACAGUAAACAGGGGGGGGCUUUUAAAAACGACUUUUAAAAAAUACAAUAAAAACUCAGUUGAGGAAUAGAAAAGG